Messenger RNA from Penicillium nucicola, 444 nucleotides. RefSeq lists its product as uncharacterized. The transcript has a single exon. The coding region runs from base 1 to 444 and encodes 147 amino acids. The record is from RefSeq and is a predicted model, not a curated record. Lineage: Eukaryota; Fungi; Ascomycota; Eurotiomycetes; Eurotiales; Aspergillaceae.
AUGCAACUCACCACCCUCCUCCCCUUCCUGGGCCUCGCCACCGCCCUCCCCGCCACCAACAAGAUUGCCAACACCAACACAAUCACCCAAGAGAUUGCGUGGAGCGUGUCAAACUUCAAACUGGGCUGUUCCUCUGGUGGCUGCUACUAUGACUUCAACAUCACAGGCAAUGGCAACAGCUACACCCCCGAGUUCAACACCCACUGCAAAGGCCCCGAGAACAAGAAGGUCUACUGCGACGACAAGAACAUCACAGCCACUGUCGUGCCGGCCGGAAACCCCCUCUGGACCGUGGACAUUACCCACCGCUGGACGACCUACCUCGAUGCGGCGCACCAUGACCUCGCGACUUGGUACCAGGAGGGUGCGAAGAACGUGACGGUGAUGAACCCCAAGCCGUUCAACUUCACCAUGAAGCCCACUGAGGAGUAUGGUGUUGCGUAA